AGUGGGGGAGGGGGAAAAGAGCUGCAGUUUUGCCGAUACGGACAUUGCAUAUCACCGAUUUUCUUAUUCCCUUGAUCACCAUUGCAGAGUGUGGAAGUGGAACUACCUUCGUCAAUUGACCUGAUUCUCAGCAUCUACAGCUCCAUCGUCGGCUUUUAGAGUGCCAGUGCACAUAACUCUCAGCCCACCAUGUCCUCAACAUUAGAAACCAUAAACCUGCCCCAUCUCCCUUCUACUAUGCCUGUGCAUGUAGCUGUCUACCGUGAUGUCCAGAAUGCUCCUUUUCUCCGGCAGCAGCUCAUAUCCGGGAACUCGGACUUUGAAUAUGCGUUCAUUGAUGCAAGCAUGGUUCUUUCGAGAGCGCACGUUUCGUCCGCAAUUUUCAGGGCCGUAAAUGACUAUCUCAAUGAGCGUCUCAAGUCUCGUAAUGUCCACUCGGAGGUUGUUUUCUCUUUUAGCCCCACGAACAAUAUUGCCGACUCCUUCCGGAAAUUCGGUAUCAGCGAUUCUACGAAAGAUCUGUUGGUGGUGAAGGUGUCUGUAACGCCGGAAAUUACCCAUGAUUCAGUAGCGGCACACCUGGCGCAAUUUGUUGAAGGCUCACCUGUGCCCUUCAAUGACGAGACUCUGUCUGAGAUCGCGGAUAUUGCCAAAAUAAAGAAGGCCUACAAGUUAGGAGCAUUACCUUCUGCUCCUGCGGGUCAAGUAAAUGGUGCUGGCAGCAAUGAUAAUAUGCGACUCGAAAAUUCCAUUAUCGGUGCAAUUGCCCUGCGAGGAGCGACUUGAUUGCUUGGUGUUCUCCAAGUUCCCACGUCAACCUGGACUCCAUCUAAAUGACCUCGAAUCGAGCGACUUCCAAUACAACAGGC
Messenger RNA from Aspergillus caelatus, 869 nucleotides. RefSeq names its product EKC/KEOPS complex subunit CGI121/TPRKB. Lineage: Eukaryota; Fungi; Ascomycota; Eurotiomycetes; Eurotiales; Aspergillaceae. The transcript is spliced from 3 exons. The coding region runs from base 190 to 786 and encodes 198 amino acids. Gene Ontology annotation, cellular component: cytosol; nucleus; EKC/KEOPS complex. Gene Ontology annotation, biological process: tRNA threonylcarbamoyladenosine modification; telomere maintenance via recombination. The record is from RefSeq and is a predicted model, not a curated record.